GUUUGUUGCUGGAGAAAGGAGAGAAAGGAACGCGCGAGGAGCCGCCGCCACCGCCACCGCAGCCGUGCCAGAGUCGAGGAGACCCGGGCUGCCGCCCCGACACCCCUCCUUCCCACCGCCGGCCGCCCGCGUCCUCGGAUUUGUCCCAACAAUCUAUUAAAACAUGGUGGAUUACUAUGAAGUUUUAGGCCUGCAGAGACAUGCUUCACCUGAGGAUAUUAAAAAAGCGUACCGGAAGCUGGCACUGAAGUGGCACCCAGAUAAAAAUCCUGAGAAUAAAGAAGAAGCAGAGAGGAAAUUCAAGCAAGUUGCCGAGGCAUAUGAGGUGUUAUCAGAUGCUAAAAAGCGGGACAUCUAUGACAAAUAUGGCAAAGAAGGAUUAAAUGGUGGAGGAGGAGGUGGAAGUCAUUUUGACAAUCCUUUUGAGUUUGGCUUCACAUUCCGGAACCCAGAUGAUAUCUUCAGGGAAUUUUUUGGUGGAAGAGACCCAUUUGCAUUCGACUUCUUUGAAGACCCAUUUGAGGACUUUUUUGGGAAUCGAAGGGGUCCCCGAGGAAGCAGAAGUCGAGGCACGGGGUCAUUUUUUUCUGCCUUCAGUGGAUUUCCAUCUUUUGGAAGUGGGUUUUCUUCUUUUGACACAGGAUUUACUUCAUUCGGGUCACUAGGUCAUGGGGGCUUCACUUCAUUCUCUUCCACGUCGCUUGGUGGGAGUGGGAUGGGCAACAUUAGAUCUAUAUCAACUUCCACUAAAAUAGUUAAUGGCAGAAAGAUCACUACAAAGAGAAUUGUCGAGAAUGGUCAAGAAAGAGUAGAAGUUGAAGAAGAUGGCCAGUUAAAGUCCUUAACGAUAAAUGGUGUGGCAGAUGAAGACGCUCUUGCAGAAGAGUGCCUGCGAAGAGGCCAGCAUGCCCUGCCGGCCCAGCCAGCCAGUGCCCGCUCGCUGAAGUCGCCCCGGCCCACCUCUCUGCUCAGACACACACCUCACUACAUCCAUGAGGACGACAACGAGCAGGAUGGAUCGGGGGUCCCCAGCAGCUGGGAUCCCUUCAUGUCUUCAGCAGGAUUCAAAGAAGGCGGCAAGAGGAAGAAGCAGAAGCAGAGAGAGGAGUCGAAGAAGAAGAAGUCGACCAGGGGGCACCGCUAGCUGGGUGCCAGGUGCACUCUGCCCAGCAGGUGCUGGCGCUCGCCGUGCUCAGCACGGGGCUCCGGCUAGCGGCCUCACUCGCUUAGCAGCACGUGCACGCGUGAUCACGGACCGGGCAGAUUGGGGAUGCGGAAGCCGGGGGUUCACGAUCUUGGUGGUGGUGGUAGACACUUGGGACGCGGCCGCGACGUUCUUACCCUGCUUUUCCCCAGCACUAAACCGUUAGCAUUUUCCCCUUAAAGUUGUUAUGGAUCUCUCAUCCUUUUCACCUGCUCGGCCACUCUACAAACGACUGGCGCGCUUACAGCUGCAGCAGAACCGUAAGGCACAGGCGGGUGUCUGGGUACAAGUUCAUGGCAUGACCCCCUUUCCCGAUGGCGCACACUGUUGGAGAUUAGGGUGGAAUCAGUGUAGUGCAACCUGAAGGCCCUCCAGUCGCAGCCGGCACCGCGCUGUCAGGUGCUCUUCCUUCAGAGCAGUCUUCAGCAUACACGGGAGGCUGCCACGAACCACAUAGAUGUAAAGUCACUUCUUACAUUUACUGUUUUAGUGUCAGUCCUCUCCAGGUGGUCCAAAUUUGACUUCAAAAAAAUUUUUUUUAAUUCAAACUUCAGUUUUUGCUAAAUCUCAUCUCUUUUUCUUAGAUCCAUAAUUCUUUCUGGCAAAAAGUUUUCUUUUGCUCAGCAGUACCACCUCUAGCUGUUAUAGGUUAGGGUCGUGCUGGGGAAAAAUAGGCUAUUUAUAGACACACAAAACAAUCAGAUACUGAGCAAGCAUGCUGAACUAAAUAUUUCAGUUUGCAAACAUAGGCUCAUUAAAAAAAUCAUUUUAUUCUGGCUAGAGUCGGCCCCGCUUCCUGUAACUGCUUUAUCUGCAUGGUGUGCUGCUUCCUGGCCUCAUACUUGUCCAGCACUGAGUAGAAUCCUGGCUCUGCCUUAACUUCCCUCGCAUGCUCCCUCUCAGAGACUGUCGUCUUCCUUUUAACACCAGCACCUGCUGUUCACACUGCUGUUUCUCUGUCCUCUUGGAAGUGAGCUUUGCAGUGAUUUAAAAAUGCCAGCAGUUUUAAUCUAGCAGUGUUGAAACUGGGAAUUUUUUUUUAGCACAAUCCAUGUAGCAGUGCCACGGGCUGGGAAGCCAGGAGCAAGUGUGAUGUGCAACUUUAAAGUGACCACUAUAGACGAGUUUGCUUUGUUCACUUGGCUUUGAUGGGGAUGUGGUGUAGAUGGUUGGGAGGAGGGUAGACUGGUGUGGAAUGCUUAGUGUGGAAAAUGUAACCCCUAAAUGAAUAAUGAAUUUUAAGUGCUACCUACAUUAAUAAAACGUGUUAUUGAGUAUGGCUCUCUUGCCAUCUUUUGUAAGUUUCAGUGAGUUGCGCUGUUAUUAUUAAUUAAAAAUAAAAGCAAUUUUCAAUUAUGAAAAA
Molecule: messenger RNA, 2567 nt
Organism: Galeopterus variegatus (Sunda flying lemur)
Lineage: Eukaryota; Metazoa; Chordata; Mammalia; Dermoptera; Cynocephalidae
Gene: DNAJB6
Product: DnaJ (Hsp40) homolog, subfamily B, member 6
Exons: 10
Coding region: 164-1144 (326 amino acids)
Biological process (GO): protein refolding; positive regulation of proteasomal ubiquitin-dependent protein catabolic process
Cellular component (GO): cytosol; endoplasmic reticulum membrane
Molecular function (GO): ATPase activator activity; Hsp70 protein binding
Source: RefSeq, a predicted model, not a curated record